Molecule: messenger RNA, 664 nt
Organism: Phoenix dactylifera (date palm)
Lineage: Eukaryota; Viridiplantae; Streptophyta; Magnoliopsida; Arecales; Arecaceae
Source: RefSeq, a predicted model, not a curated record
CCAUUCUAGUCCCCUAGCCGACUCACACCUCACCGUCUUUCGUCAACCCCUCCUAUCGGCUAAGAGAACACGUGUCGCAAUGUGCUUAACCCCGGCCUUCUUCCUCCUCCUCCUCCACACGGCGGCCGUCGCCGCUCCGUCUCCCUCCGUCUCCACCGCCGCCGCGUGCAAGUCCUCCCUCUAUCCCAAGCUCUGCCGCGCCGUCCUCGCGCCAUUACGGCUUCCCUCCAAGCCCUACGAGUACGGCCGGUUCUCCGUCAAGCAGGCGCUAAAGCGUGCCGGCCGGACCUCCAAGCUCCUCGACCACUACCUCGCCGGAGGCGGAGACUGGGGGAGGGGCGUCGGCGGCGGAGCCCUCGAGGAUUGCCGACAGCUGAAUGGCCUCAACUUGGAGUACCUCGAAACCGUCGAAGCCGAGCUCGGCCCGGGCGAGUCGGUCCUCAACCCGGCCGGGGCGGACCGGGUCCGGGCUCUGAUGAGCGCCGUGCGUCACCAACCAGCAGGACCUGCUUCGACGGCCUCGAAGCUUCCAGAAUCUUCCCCGAGCUCCGCGGCCGCCUUCUCCGACGAGACCCGGGUCUACGGCGUCUCGCUCGAGCUAGUCAGCGCCGCGCUGGGACCGGACCGUCGUGAACCGGUCCGAGUCCGACUCGCUCCCAGGUGA